GGCCAUGGCGGCAGCGGCGGGCGGCCUGGGCGGCGCGGCGGGUCCCGGGCCCGAGGCCGGCGACUUCCUGGCCCGGUACCGGCUGGUGUCGAACAAGCUGAGGAAGCGCUUCCUGCGGAAGCCGAACGUGGCGGAGGCCGGCGAGCAGUUCGCGCAGCUGGGUCGCGAGCUGCGCGCCCAGGACUGCCUGCCCUACGCGGCCUGGUGCCAGCUGGCGGUGGCGCGCUGCCAGCAGGCGCUGUUCCACGGGCCCGGGGAGGCGCUGGCCCUCGGCGAGGCCGCCCGCCUCUUCCUGCGGCAGGAGCGCGACGCGCGCCAGCGCCUGGCCGGCCCCGCCGCCUACGGGGAGCCGCUGCAGGCCGCCGCCAGCGCCCUGGGCGCCGCCGUGCGCCUGCACCUGGAGCUGGGCCAGCCGGCCGCCGCCGCCGCGCUCUGCCUCGAGCUGGCCGCCGCCCUGCGCGACCUGGGCCAGCCGGCCGCCGCCGCCGGCCACUUCCAGCGCGCCGCCCAGCUCCAGCUGCCGCAGCUGCCCCUGGCCGCGCUGCAGGCCCUCGGCGACGCCGCCUCCUGCCAGCUGCUGGCGCGCGACUACAGCGGCGCCUUGGCGGUCUUCACGCGCAUGCAGCGCCUGGCGCGGGAGCACGGCAGCCACCCGGGCCCGCCGCCGCUGCCGGGGCCCCAGCCCGGACCCGGCGCGGCCCCCGGCCUGGCCCUGCCGGCAGCGCCGCCCGCUCCGAGCGCGAGCGCCCACGCGGGCCCUGCGGCGCCCGCCUGUCCCGCCGCGCUGGGCGCCUUCGCGGACGUGCUGGCCCGCUGCGAGGUGUCCCGCGUGCUGCUGCUGCUGCUCCUGCAGCCACCGCCCGCCCGGCUGCUGCCGGAACACGCCCGGACCCUGGAGACGUACUCCUGGGAGGCCUUCGACGGCCACGGGCAGGACGGCGGCGGGCAGCUCCCCGAGGAGCUCUUCCUGCUGCUCCAGUCCCUGGUGAUGGCCACCCACGAGAAGGACACGGAAGCCAUCAAGUCGCUGCAGGUGGCGCUGUGGCCGCUGCUGACUGCCGAGCAGAACCACCUCCUCCACCUCGUGCUGCACGAAACCAUCUGCCCCUCGGGACAGGGCUUCUGAUGAGUCACUUGGGCCAGGAGGCUCUUGCCUGUGCCCGGGUCUCACGGGGUCCGCCUUUGCGGUUGGAGACAGAAGAAGAGACAUCAGGGAUCCUGGGCCCACGCUUGAUGUUCUUCCUCCUGCCACCACAGGGACUGGUCACCGCAGUGGCGGUCACCUGCGUCCCGUGUGCUUAUGCGAGGAAAGGCCACCGCGGCAGCGUGGAGUCGGAGCGGAGCGCGCAUGAGGCUGGAAAGUGCCAGGCACCGAUGAGAAUCCCUGUCAGCUCCUUCCUCUCGACCUGCCUCCCACCCCAUCGUUGUCUCGCAGCGACGAUUUUCUCAGCUGCGCGAUCUCAUCGUGACUCUCAUUGCUUAGCCCAUUUCUGUGUCGUUGUGGUCACCAAGGCGCUCCUUUGCUUCCUCUGUGCCCUGCAUAUUCACGGAGUCGUUUCGUUCCUGGCCACCUUGUCGCUGCAGCCGUGCAUCCACGGCAAAGCCGUCCUAACACUCUUGACUUGUGCUGUAGAGUCACCUCGUCGGUAAACUGUGACUCCCUUUUCUACUCAUCAGGAGGCGACAGAAAGCAGAGGCGCACAGUUCCCUUUCAGCUCCGGAGUGUGUUCAUGCGUGCGGACUGCACAGUGUCCCUGGCACGCGGGACCUGCCGCCGGGCAGCGAAUCUGCAGAGAGCACUGGGGACGCAGCCCGCUCUCACUCAGACCAAGGCCGUGCCAGUGUGUCCAGGGCAACAGGUCCCGUGCCACUGUGCCUGCAUUGAAAUCCGCAGUUCUGGUCCUAGCCCAAGGGGUAUAUGUCAUCUGCGUCACAACCUCUGUCUGUAAUGGGGAUCUCGCUGCAACCUUUCCCUAACCCAAGCAGGUAAAAUCGGAGCUGGCUCUUCGGUAGUGCGUGUCCUCGUUCCCCAGAAGCAGGCUGGCGUUCCCUUUUAAAACACUGGGUUCCCAAGGCUUUGGGGUCCAAACGUGACGUGCAAACCAACUUAGCGGUUUUCUUCUUUCCCUACUUUUACGCUUUGGGGACUGAUAACACGGACUCGUUAGAACGUAACCUCUUUCUCCAGCAUUCAACGUUGGGGAAAAUGCAUCCUUGAGGCUGAAGUUGUACACAGUACUCAUCUUUUGGGGUGAGAUUUAAGGACACAGUUUGGGAGUACGUUUCUUUUUUUGUUUGUCUUGCCUUCUUUUGGGGGAGGGAGAGGUGUGCAGGAUGGUCACUGGGGGUUAAGUGCCCCCCAAAUGGGGGGAGCGGGACACCUAAAUGGAAGUUAUGGGAAAUACAGGAGAGGCCCAUUUGAGACAGAUCCAGCCAGCAUUCCUCUGCUCUCACUUCGCUGCCUGCUCAAACCGAUUGCAAAAGUGGUAGGGAUGCGUGAUCCUUUGCUCUUUGGCUUCCCCCCACCACUACCGUACGCUCCUCUCAACUCUCAAUGCCUGGCCUGCUGCCUUCUUCUGUUAUGACAAAAAAAAAAAAAAAAAAAAAAAGCUUAGGAGUUAUGGAGCAUGACUGGUGAUACUCGGGCAAGCCUCCUUCGGCCUCUGUUCUAAACUCCUUGCAUAGGGGAGGUGGGGGAGGGGUAACCAGAGAAUCAAACAUUGGGUAUAUAAGCAUAGUUCUAAGAAACACUAAAGCUCUUUGUUUUUAAUUUGCCAUUGGCUUAUUUGUGUAUCUCCCUCAGAAAGUUUAAUAGCAAGGAUAGCUGCACCAAGCCAGAUUUCAGCCUUUUUGACAGUUCUGUUGUAAUAAGUAUACAGUAUCAUUUUAAUAUCAAAAUUAACACUGAUUUAUAACAUGUCAAAGACAAAUAUUUUAAAGGACGUAAUUAGUCUGCUUUUUACCUUAAAAACCAGGGGGAAAGAUCCUUAUCAGUUAAAUGUUCAUUGACAAUCCAAAAUUAACAUUCAAAAUAUUGUAAGCUAUUGAACAUGGUGGCACUGAAAUGGUGAUCCUUUUCAAAGGGUGUCUGGGUUCCCCUUCUCCAUCAUUAUGAGGUACUCCUAUAAUGAGAACUAUUGCUUAUGAAAGGAUAUUUUAUAUGUGAAUGGUACAAAGAUAUGGAGACAUUUGAGAACCACUAUGCUGCAGGAAGGUGAUUAAGACUGAAAUUAGUAAAUUAGGCAAGCUCUGGGAUCGAAGGGUUCUGGUACCUAUGGAUUAAUGUUAACUAUCUAAGCAUCUGUUCUGCCAUUGGACAAGACAAGCAGUCCACAAACUUUUGUCUGCAAAGGGCCAGAUAGAAAUAUGUUAGUCUUUACAGGCCAUAAAUCAGUCUUCUUUGUUUGUUUUGGGUUUUGUUUUGUUUUAUUUUUGCAAUCCUUUAAACAUGUAAAAACCAUCCUUAACUCACAAUCCACACAGGAGCAGGCUGCAGGCAAAACCUGUGGGCUGUAAUUUGCCCACUCCUGUAUUAGAACCUAAAACAUAGUAGUUGUUCAGUAACUGCUGAAGGAAUAAACCCUAUAAGAGUGGUUCAUAACUAUUUUAUCCUUAUGAUUGAAAAAGAAAGAUUGAAAAUAAAUGAAGUAGGCAUUCAGCUUCAGGUUCUAGAAAGUAGCUCUUUCAAGACUAUGUUUGGUUUUAAAACCAAGACUUGAUUUUUGAAGAACCAAUAGAAUAGACAGAUAGUUGCCAACUCUGAUAAAGGGGAAAAAGGAGAGACAGAGGUACAUGUGUGUACAUAGAUAUAUGGCACAGAAAGGGAGAUAUGGUUCUAAUGCACACAUUUACAGCAAUUAACUCAAGGUAACACAAAUGAGAAUACCAAUAAUCAGAGAAGGAAUGGAAAAGAUUGUCAAAUAUCUGUCACUAAGGCACAAGGCUCAGGUAGCUAUCCCAGUUGUAGUCCCUGAAAGCUUUUAUGCAGGGGAGGAGUGACUGCUUCAGAGACGGGAGAGGUUGCCUCUUCAGGCAAAGGAGGUGCAGGGGGAUUUGGAGGUCUGCAAUUCUCAGCCUUGUCUGUGUACCUAAAUGUCCCCAUUCCAGGUCUCAGAGUUCACUCCUUCCCACCAGUGCCUUUAUCAUAGCAUUAUAAACCUGGUGGGGUUGAACAUUUAGUUGUCAGUGCAACUCUGCAGUUCUGAUGCUCAGCCUGUAAGUUGUAUCUGCCUACGACCACAGGAUGUGGAGGACUCCUCCACGGCUCCAUGGAUGCAUCCUGAUUCUCCAUGUAUGUUCAUAAGUGUUCUUUGUAUGUAUUUAUAACAUUUAAUUUUUUCCCUAUGUAUGCCCUCGAGGGUUGUAAAAGGAUGAUAGGUCACUCUACAAUUAGGUGAAGCUACAGUUGCCAUAGCGACUAAAUGCCACUGUCAUUUAAUCUCCCAAAUGUCUUAUUCGCCAUCUGCAACUCAUCCCAUAGUAUCACUUGUGAUAAUUUGAGAAAUUGUGAUACUAUCACAUGUCAUGGAUUUCCCAACAUCCAAUCUUAUCCCCAGUCGAGGAAGUUAUCCCUGUAUUCCUUGAAUAUAUUAUCAAUAUAAUCCUAAAAUUGCAUUUGAGGUUCUGUUUCCUGGGGCUUAUUCUGGUGCCAAUUACUGUAUGAAACGGGGUUCCAACAAGGAACAGGGCACACUCAAAUUAGGAUAAUUUGAGGAAAGUUUAAUAAAGGUUCUAGUUAGGAAGAUGGGGGCAGGAUAUUACCAUCCCUAGACCUGAAGGGAUAAGGAGGGAAAGCAAAAUAGUAGAGGAGAUAAUUGGGUAGAUUCUUAUAGUAGUUUUUAAAAAAUGGCCACAAAUUCUUUGACAUUCCUCCCAUUGAGAAUUGGGGUCUGUGCCCCUUCUUGUGAAUCUGGGUGGAUGUGUGAUUGGUUUAUAACCAGUAAAAUGUAUUGAAAGUGAUGCUGUACAACUUAAAAGACUAGAUCAGAACAGGUGAUGUAGUCUCUACCUUGUUAGUUGGAACAUUCACAGUUGGAGCCCCUAAAAUGACAUGCGAGAAGUCCAACUACCUUGACACUGACAUACUGUGAGGAAGCCCAGGCCUCAAGGAAAGGUCAUGUAAAGUUACUUAAGUCAACAACCCCAGAUCCUGUCCUAGCUGGCAGUACCAACCACCAGAAAUGCAAGUGGAGAUACUUCCAGCACCUAGAUGUUAAAUAUUCCCAGCUGAGGCUCCAAACACUGUGGAGCAUUGUGGAGCACAGACCGGCCAGCCCCACUGUGCCCUAUCCAAAGUCCUGACCCACAGAAUCCGUGAACAAAGUAAAUGGUUGUUUCUAUGACACUAAGUUUUGGAGUGAUUUGGUACAUAGCAAUAGUAACUGGUACAGGUAGAGAAAGCCACUCUGAGGGUAGCAAUGACCUUCCGUGGAGAGAUACAGCCAACUCUUGCAUAAGGGAGGAAGUCAGGGGAAUAAAUAUCUCCUGAUCUUAUUCUCCUCUCUCUGAUCUUUUGCCAGUGCUCUCUGUCGGUGAAACGCAACCAAAAGCUAGAGGACAAAGUAGUCUGUUGAUGUAAUCUAUAUAGCCCUGCCUCACAGAACAAGAAGCAGGAUAGAGAAGCAAGAAAAUGGACCUACAGGAGGCAAACAAGAGUUAUCUUGUACAGGGCCAUUUGGGGACUUUGAACUUUAUUUUGAAGACAUCAGAAAGACACUGAAAGGUUUUGGACAGGAGACUGAUAAGAUAAUUAUCUUGACAAUGAUGUGCAGCUUGUAUUGGAGAGGAGACUAGAAACAGGAAGACUAGUUAGGAAUGUAACAAAAUAGAUCAAGUGUGAGGUGAUGGUGCCCUGGGCUGUGGUAACAGCAGUAUAAAUGGAAACAGAAGGAAUAGAUGUGAGAGGCAUUACAAAAGAAAAAAAAUUGACCAGAUUUGCAGAUCAGUUCAUCAGGGGGCAGAAAAAUGAGAGUAGAAUGGAAAAUGAUGCUCAUGUUUUAAGCCUGUUUAAUUAAGGGUCUUGUGCUCAGCCCUAGAGAAUUGAGCAGUUCCCAAGGUUUACCCAUUCUUUUAUGUGGAAGACACAAAUCUUCAACUCCAUUCAUGGUUUUGUCCCCUAAACUGAAAUCUAUUGCCUGCUAGACAUUUCAACUAUCACCUCAAACCUAGGAUAUCAAUAAGCAAACUCACAAUCUUAUCAGUCCACUCAGUCCUGAAUGACAUAGUUCUGUCAACAGAGCAUCUCUUCAUUUCUAUCAUUUAUGAGAGCCUUGACACUACUACUUCUUUUUCACAUGUCCAUGAUCAGUCUUAUUGCCCAUAGGUGGAAAAUUCUUUUUUGAAGUUUGUAGAAGCUAGAAGGGUUUGUUCCAUAUUUGAAAUCUGUCAGAAGCUCUUUAAGGGAUCCAUGCAUUCACUUGAAAGGACUAAUUACAUACCAUUAAGGUCCCAGUGGAAUUCCCUCGAUAAGUCUGCCACUUCUUCCCAUCAAGACUAUACAUGAUGAUAAACUGAGAGAUGUAGAGGCUGGAGAACUUCUGACGGGCACCCUGGGUCUUGAUGCCAUGAACAAUCACUGGUGCCAACAGAUCCACCUACCAAUUAAAACAACACUUUAUUUUGACCUGUUUUUAAAUGUGUAUACUACCUACUAAAAUUAGUUAUUGGCUUAGGAAGAAUCUACAUUGCUACAGAUGUGCCCAUCAUUACCUUGGACCUGCAGAUUAAGCAGAAACCAGUGUUGAUAAGUGACACGUGUAAAGCCGUGGGAUAAAUGGUGGAAAUGAGGAGGAAAGAUGCUUAUUCAGUUCCCAGCCUGCUCCCUGGCUAACCAGACCUCUUCCAAAUCAUUGAGCCCUUAUUUCCUCAAUACACACAUCCUUUGUGCUGCGCAUAUAGACCCACAUAACCUAGUGCUUCUCCCACACCUCAGCAUUAGCUUAAGCAAAGACAAUUUUCUUUCCUCACCCUAGACCAACCCCAUCCCAACAUUGCCAUCAGUGAUAAACAGCCACACCUCCUUCAAGCGUUAGUUCAGAAACUACUUCUGCUUAUCCUUUCCUGGCCCACCCAGACAAAUCUAGUGCUGUUCUUCUGUUUCCACUUCACUUUGUAUACAACUUCAUUAUAGUAAAUUAUUGCACCACAUUAUAAAGGUUGCUUUGUUUGUCUGUCCUCCGUAAUAGACUCAGAUCCUUAAGGCAGUGAACCUGUUUGAGUCGCCUAACCUCUCUGUGUCUCAAUUUAUCUGUAAAGAGGAGAUAAUAUUAGUGAAGUGGCAGCGCUGUCUUCCCAGAUUAGACAGUAUUCCCAAAUAAAGACAUCAUGUUUUUUCUCUUAUUGUGGCACAAACAACUGAAAGCACCAGGUGCAAAAAUCAUAAUUUUUGUUGAAUCGACUUGUACCGUUUCUUCAUGUAGAGUAUGAGAAUUCUUUUUUGGACCACCGACUGUCGUACCUUCUAACAGUUUUAAUGAAGCCUUGCCAAUGUACCUCCAUUCUGUAAUGGAUGAAUGCUUGGCAAACUGCCAAACUCAUCUAUUUCAUCUUCUUGUUGUGCCUCUUCUACAUUAUAAUCGGCACCUUGGAGCAGUUUGGCAAUUAUAGGUUUGAUAGAUUCACCUAUGUAUCUACCGAGGUGAGAUAUUUCAAUGUAACUGCAAGACACCUCUCUUUACUAAGGAGUAAGCAAGGUCAUAAUGAGUUUCGUGGUAGAAAAGUACAAAUAUUGCAGCUGCCUAUCUCCAUGGGGUCUGCCACGUGCCCACUGCCAAUUGCCCAGCCUUGGUCACCUGGUGCUUCUCCAGCCAGCUCAGUGCUGUCAUGCCUGGGGCCCAGGCCAUAGUGCAGUCUUCAGACCUUCUCACUCCACCUCCCCUCUUUUAUUUUAUUAUUAUUUUUUUAAAAGAUGACCGGUAAGGGGAUCUUAACCCUUGACUUGGUGUUGUCAGCACCACGCUCACCCAGUGAGCCAACCGGCUGUCCCUAUAUAGGGAUCCGAACCCGUGGCCUUGGUGUCAUCAGCACCGCACUCUCCCGAGUGAACCACGGGCCGGCCCUCCCACCUCCUCUCUUGUUAGCACCCUACCCUGUCUUAACUCCAAUUUUGUUCCUGCUGGCUCCCUGGAACCAUUUCAUUAUUUUGUAAAGUUACCAGAUCAAGAAAAUCUCUCUCUGAAUUUCAGUAGGACAGACGACAAAACUACCUUGAGGACAAAGUGAUUUAAUACAGGUUGGAUGAUAAUAAAAAUUAGGUGGAUUUGUAACUGGUUUAAUUGCCAUAAACAAACAGGGAUAGUUAAUAGAUGGUUAUCAACUUAAAGGGAGCAAUCUAGAAACAGUAUAGUACAAUGAUUAUGAAUUAGGGGUCUGGAGCCCAACUAUUAGGGUUUGAAUUUUGGCUCAGCCACUUAUUGAGUGUGUGACUUGAAGCACAUUAUCUAACUUCUCUAUGCUUCAAUUUUCUUAUCUGAAAUGAGGAUGAUAGAUAGUAACAUCUACCUCAUAAGGUUGUGGUAAGGACUUAAUAGCGUGAUGUGUACUGAGUACAUACUAAGGAAGCCCUGUCUACUUCAGUAUUUUUAUCAUGAAUUUGCUAGAGUAUUAAAAAGUUUACUAAUCAAAUCAGUAAAUGAUGUGAAACUGGGAAGACUGGGAAAUACUCUGGGAGACAUAAGUUUGGCAAGUUGAAACAAUGGGCCAACUCUAAUAAGUGGAAACUUAACAGGGUGUAUUGCUCAGGGUUCUUUGGCUAGGCAUGGACAAGACACUCUGUUUAAAGUCUCAUCAGAUUGUAUCCAAUUCCUCAAAUGGAAAUGAGAAUGUUAUUACCAAAAAAAUUUAAUAGAACCAGAUGCAGGGCAUCCAAAUAGAUAAAAAUGUUCAGUAUACGGGAAUACAUGUAAGGUUGACACCCCAGUUAACAGAGGAGUUGGUCCUGGACAAGAAUAAAUGAUGCAAUUGAAUGUGAUUAAAUUUCCUAACCUUGAUCCAGGAAAAGGGCUCCUUGGUGCUCCAUGCAUUGAUUGGUCCAGAAUAAUGAAGUCUGGCCAGCUUUGGGGCCCACUGUCCUUUGCCAGAGAAAGGGAAGAGAGAUUAAAUUCAGCUGGGUUGGUCCUAGACACUUGGGAAUAAAAUUCCUGUCUUGAGAAAGGUUAAUCUUACCUGUGGAGAAGAAAGGUAUAAAGGCUUUAUAGUACAGCAGUAUCGAUUACUAUCUAUGGGUUUUGCUUGUCCUUGUCAAUUCUCUUUUCUAAGAUGUAAUAAAUUUAUUGAUUGUUAGCACCUCAACUAGCUGAUACUGGAAUUUGUUACCAUCACUA
Messenger RNA from Cynocephalus volans (Philippine flying lemur), 9320 nucleotides. It is a transcript of the gene F8A1, whose product is annotated as coagulation factor VIII associated 1. The record is from RefSeq and is a predicted model, not a curated record. NCBI's taxonomy places the organism in Eukaryota, Metazoa, Chordata, Mammalia, Dermoptera, Cynocephalidae. Gene Ontology annotation, cellular component: early endosome. Gene Ontology annotation, biological process: vesicle cytoskeletal trafficking. Bases 5 to 1126 code for a protein of 373 amino acids. The transcript has a single exon. Gene Ontology annotation, molecular function: protein binding.